GUUCAAAUUACUUGGUGAAGCUAGCUGGCAGAGUCGAUCUGAAAUCGAAGAAAUUUUAUGUAAGUUGGAAAAUUAUUUUUUUAAUUGUGUGUGAAAAAUGUUAGAAGUUUCCGUCGACUGCUGCACGGCCGCAUGCAAUGCCGGGAACAAAGAAUUCGAAAUUAAUUGACGUUUAUAUUUUGGCACACAUUCCUCAAAACUUGGAACUAUUUUCGACGUUUUGAAGGUGCUUCGUCCGACCGUCCGAACCAGACCUAUAUUAAGGGCUAAGGGGUGUAUGUCAUGAUCAGUUAAAGUGUUUUCCAUGUGUAUGUUAUUGUAUACACAAGGUUUAAUAAACCCGAAUUACGGUCUGUUUGUCAGGAUUCAACUACAUGAAUUCAACUACUUUUCGAGCGAAGGUCACUAACUUCCUUCGUCGUCACUAACUUCCCUAUGGAAUUAUUUUUGUUUUGCCCAAGGCGGUCGGUCUGUGUUGAAAAAGCCAACGCCUUCGUCGCCGGGAAGUUAGACGACAAAGAGCCUUCGCUCGAAACGUCGAAUUGGCACUGUUGAAUCCCUCGUAAUCCGACAAUCUCACGGUUUAGUAAAUCCAUCAUUUACACGUUUUUAAAUCCUUAUCCUUUGCAUAUAUGACCAAUGAAUGAUAUUUUUAAUAUGCCAUACUUUGAGUCUUAGUUUUUAAUUAGGUUUUGACAAUUUUUACAAUUAGCAAUUAGGUUAUAUUUACUGUGUCGAAAGAGAGAAAUUAGACGAUAUGUCAUAUACAAACUGUUUGAAAAAAACUGAUGAGAUAAGCAUUUAGUUUAUAAUUGUUUUAGACUACAGCAAUAUGGCUCAUCAAGAAUGGAAGACCAAAUUCGACGACCAGUUCUGUGACCUGGAUGACCCGUGGAAUUUGGAAAUAGUAAGCAAUGUAGAGCAGGAAAGCGGAUGGCUAAAAAUGCAACGUAAGGGAAUGGCAAGGUUUGAAUGCAGCACGUGCAGCAAUAAAUGGACGUCCGUUAACGGUGGAGCAAUAUUUCGCUAUCGUCUUCCUCCUUCCCAAAAUGAACGACGUGGUAACGUGAAGCUGUUUCUAGGAGGACAAAAGUGCAAGAAUUGCGACAACGUAUUUGAAACAGCAAACUGGGAGGAUUCAGACGUAGAACGUGUGAUCACAGAACUGCUGAAUAAAGUGCAGCAAAAGUUCUAUGGUGAAAUUGAUGUUCCCAUCACCAGUGCAACUGCAGAGAACAGAUAUAUCCCGGCAGAUAUGUCUGCCCCGCAUCAAACGAAUCUUUGUCAGUUGUGUGAGCAGGGAGUGUGCCAAUAUAGUCAACAAAAUGAUAUCGACAGCAUCGCAAGUGACUUGGAACACUUCCGACUCUGACGACUAUACGAGGACAACGAGAAAAUGCAUCGGAGUCAGAUUGAUUUUUAACAUUUCACUCUUUGGGAUUUAAACAUUCGUUUAUUAUUAACACAUGCACAAUGCGAAGGCAAUGCAUGCAUGCUCUAGAAAUAAUGCUACUCACUAAUUUCAAAUCUAUAUUAGGGGCUGUUUAUAUGGUCCCGCUUACCCGGGAUUCAAUGAAGUGUGACGUAUUUUGAGCAAUUGAAAUAAGUCUUACUUUAUGAUCUAACAAAACUGCUCGUUACACAUUGUAUGAAAUUCCACGUUUUAGACAAAAAAACAAAUGUUGUUGAAUGCUAUUAAUCGUCUUCUUCCACUACAUAACUUCUAGCGCGUUCCUAAUUUCGUUUACACAAUAUUUAUAAAGUUAUCUAACUUUUGUUUAGAGUUGAAACACGUAUUUCAGUUGCUCUAAAUACGCCAGACUUCAUUGAAUCCCGGGUAAGCGGGACCAUAUACCAUAUAACUUUAAUUUAAAAUUAAAGCCAGGAUAUUUUGUUGUUAAGAAGAGAAAUACUGCAUGUAUUUGCAAAGGCCUGAUUCCACGACGGCAAAAUUCUUCGCGAGAAAUUGUGUCUGCGAAAUAUGGAUGGUUGCACACAUGAGCGACUCCACAACCUCGUACGCAGGGUCGACUUGUGGAGAAAAAACCCUGGUAGACGCUGGUCACGUGAUCUGCUAAAAUCUAGCAGAUUUCUAAUGAACUAUCUUUGAUUCAUACAAGAAGCAAAUUAUAAACUAAACUAUAAAAAUUACCCAAAUAUCAAAUAUUUAUUGACCUCAUCUUGGAUUUCUAAUUAAAAAUCUGCUAGAUUUUAGCAGAUCACGUGACCAGCGUCUACC
Molecule: messenger RNA, 2239 nt
Organism: Paramuricea clavata
Lineage: Eukaryota; Metazoa; Cnidaria; Anthozoa; Malacalcyonacea; Plexauridae
Source: the annotation of a GenBank genome assembly